AUGAAUUCAUUAAUAAUCUUUACAUUAAUUUCUAUUUUAUUAGCAACAGCAUAUAUUUUAGAAUUAAACAUAAUUGAAAUAACAACUAGUGACAAUAAAAAAGAUUUUAAAGAAGAUACAAUUGAUUUUCCUUUACUUAUAACAAUAACGUUUAUAUUACCAUUAUUAUAUUACAUCUUUAUAUAUUUUAAUAAAAAGAAAACUAAGGAAUGUUUGUUGUUAAUAAAAGGUCAUUUUUUAAAUACAAUAAACACGCUAUGUAUAACAGCAUUUAUUAAAGGAUUAAUAAAAAAAGAAGGACCUUUUAAAAGAAAUAAAACACCCGAUAUGUAUUAUAAUUCAAGUUUCCCAUCUGGUCAUUCAUCAAUCUUAAUAAGUUCAACUCUUUAUUUUAUUUAUUUCAAUAACAAACGUAAUUUUAAAUAUGAUAAAAUUUUAUAUUUUUUAAUGAUAUUAUUAGCUAUAUUAGGAUGUUCAACGAGAAUAUUAGAUGGAAAACAUGAUAUUAUUGAUGUGAUAGCAGGAAUAAGUUUAGGUAUUUAUGUUUUUAUUAUUAAUAUUUUUCUAUUAAAAUAUGAGUUGAAAAAAAUGAAAUAA
Molecule: messenger RNA, 597 nt
Organism: Hepatospora eriocheir
Lineage: Eukaryota; Fungi; Microsporidia; Hepatosporidae
Source: the annotation of a GenBank genome assembly